AAAUUCUUGGCUUUCCUUCUGUUUGGCAAAUACAUUGGAAAGAAGAAUGAGAAAUUUUUCUGGGUACCAGAAAUUGCUCCAUUGAUCUCUGUUAUCAUUUCCACCUUUUUUGUGUACAUUACGCGUGCAGAUAAGAAGGGUGUCCAAAUUGUGAACCAUAUAGAAAAAGGUAUCAAUCUGUCAUCAGUGGAUGAUAUAUAUUUCACCGGAAAGUACCUAGGGAAAGGUAUUAAGAUCGGUGUUGUGGCCGGAUUUAUAGCAUUAACGGAAGCUAUAGCAAUUGGGAGAACAUUUGCAUCCAUGAAGGACUAUCAAAUUGAUGGGAACAAAGAAAUGGUGGCACUAGGACUAAUGAAUGUUGUUGGUUCAAUGACUUCUUGCUAUGUGGCUACAGGUUCUUUCUCUCGCUCGGCUGUAAACUACAUGGCAGGCUGCCAAACUGCUGUCUCCAACAUUGUGAUGUCCUUUGUUGUUUUACUAACCUUAGAACUGAUCACACCUUUGUUUAAGUAUACCCAGAACGCCAUUCUUGCUUCUAUCAUUAUAUCUGCAGUGAUUGGCCUCAUCGACAUUGAGGCAGCUUUGCUCAUAUGGAAGAUCAAUAAAUUUGACUUUGUUGCUUGUAUGGGAGCCUUCUUUGGUGUAGUUUUUGUUUCUGUUGAGAUUGGACUCUUAAUUGCGGUUAGCAUAUCUUUCGCUAAAAUACUCCUACAAGUGACAAGGCCACGGACUGCAAUACUUGGAAAUAUACCUAGGACAACAGUCUACAGGAAUGUCCAACAAUAUCCAGAGGCAACCAAGGUUCCUGGGAUUUUGAUCGUGAGGGUUGAUUCAGCAAUAUAUUUUUCCAACUCCAACUAUGUUAAGGAGAGGAUCUUGCGGUGGCUAAUAGAUGAGGAUGAACAAUCAAAAACAAAUGAUCUACCAAGAAUCCAGUUCUUGCUAAUCGAGAUGUCACCUGUUACCGACAUUGACAUCCAUGCCUUGGAAGAGUUGUACCGGAGUCUCCAUAAGAGAGGUGUUCAACUUGUUAUAGCAAAUCCUGGGCCGGUGGUGAUAGAGAAGCUUCAUGCUUCAAAAUUUACAGAUUUGAUUGGCGAUAACCAUAUCUUCCUCACAGUCGCAGAUGCCGUGAUGACAUGUGCUCCAAAGAUGAAAGAAGAAGCCUGAUGAGAAGAUUUUGACCAUUGAUGCCUACCUACCUCGCCUCAACUCUUUUGUUUAGUCUAUCCAAUGCAUCUUGAUCUAAUUCUACGACCAAGAGCCUUCAAAAAGAAUCAAGAGGAGCCAUAAAGUGUAUAU
Molecule: messenger RNA, 1302 nt
Organism: Macadamia integrifolia
Lineage: Eukaryota; Viridiplantae; Streptophyta; Magnoliopsida; Proteales; Proteaceae
Product: sulfate transporter 1.2-like
Exons: 9
Biological process (GO): transmembrane transport
Cellular component (GO): membrane
Source: RefSeq, a predicted model, not a curated record